This is a messenger RNA of Penicillium lagena, 561 nucleotides long. RefSeq names its product putative NADH-ubiquinone oxidoreductase 21 kDa subunit. Lineage: Eukaryota; Fungi; Ascomycota; Eurotiomycetes; Eurotiales; Aspergillaceae. Bases 1 to 561 code for a protein of 186 amino acids. The record is from RefSeq and is a predicted model, not a curated record. The transcript has 5 exons.
AUGGCUUCCGAGCAACCAAUUGUGCCGCCCAAGCGGGCCAAUACGGAUUAUCCUUUGAUUGAUUCCGAUCCGCAUCUGCGACGAGUCUUCGGGUAUGCUCGGCCUUCCGAUUAUGCCGUGGCCGGUGGUAUGGCCUCCGUUUCUCCCAUUGCCUUCUGGGUCAUGGAGCGAGUGAGCCCAUCCUACGUCGGCCGCGGGGGGUUCCCGCCGGUCAUGCGACUCGCAACAGCCAUUGGUUUGAUUGGUGGCCUUCACAUCUUCUACCAGCGGUCUACUCAACGCUUUUACGGAUUCACCGAGAACUCGCGCGAGGUCGAGAAAGAUAUGCGUGAGAUGGUUGACAAGGUCAAGAGUGGUCAGCCCCUGUACGGCACCUCGAGCGUGUCCUCCUAUCUUCAGGGUGUGGCCGCCCGCAACUCCCGGUACUCGGAGUUGUUCGUCCACAUCAUCCCGUGGUUCAACCUUGUCAAUCACGACCAGCACGGUAUCGACACGGCAAAAUAUUACCAGCAAGCUGAGCGGGAGCUAGAGGCAGAGCGUCUGGCCAAGGGGUCUGCAUAA